AUGUCCGUCGCGAUGCCCCAACACCAAUACUCAUAUCCUCCGCCUUUGCCAGGUCAGAGGCACUUCCCGGCUAGCCAGCAUGGCAUGAGUAGUGCCUUUAGCAGUUCGGCAAACCCAGAUGAGGACUGGACAAAAAUAUCCGAUCUUGCUGAAAGGAGAAGAAUUCAAAAUCGAAUUGCCCAGCGCAAUUACCGAAAAAAGCUAAAGCAACGACUGGAGGACCUUGAAAGACGGGCCAGUGACGAGAGCCCUGGUGCGGGAAAGCACGGCUCGACGACGAGUGUGGGGAAACCUCAGAAACGCCAGCAGCCUGCUCCUGCAAAGAACCAAAGAUCGUCAAGAGCCUCUCAACAAAGCCAACAAAAGCCCACCAGUCGGCAUGACGAUUAUCGUGUCCUGCCUGUAUGGGACGGGCGCGCCAGGUCUAAUACACCACCCCUUUACCCCAGCUCGCCCUACACGCCUUGCAAUGAGCCAGUUAUGACUGCUUUUGUGCCAAUUCAAUCCUACACGGCCAACACCGUAGACGCCUAUCCAGACUAUCUUUCCGGGACCCCAUCAACCACUCUCCCAUCCAUGCCACACGUUGGCGAUGACGCAAAACGUGACUUUUAUACCCCGGAUGAUUCGUUUUCUGCCUACAGCAGUUAUGGCUUCAUCCCAGCCAUAGACAUCAACACUACACUUCAUUACGACAGCCCAGACCCCACCACUGACCCAUUCGUUUGA
Messenger RNA from Scedosporium apiospermum, 729 nucleotides. RefSeq lists its product as uncharacterized. Gene Ontology annotation, biological process: regulation of DNA-templated transcription. The record is from RefSeq and is a predicted model, not a curated record. The transcript has 3 exons. The coding region runs from base 1 to 729 and encodes 242 amino acids. Gene Ontology annotation, molecular function: DNA-binding transcription factor activity. NCBI's taxonomy places the organism in Eukaryota, Fungi, Ascomycota, Sordariomycetes, Microascales, Microascaceae.